Molecule: messenger RNA, 534 nt
Organism: Torulaspora delbrueckii
Lineage: Eukaryota; Fungi; Ascomycota; Saccharomycetes; Saccharomycetales; Saccharomycetaceae
Gene: COA1
Product: Coa1p
Exons: 1
Coding region: 1-534 (177 amino acids)
Biological process (GO): mitochondrial respiratory chain complex IV assembly
Cellular component (GO): mitochondrial inner membrane
Source: RefSeq, a predicted model, not a curated record
AUGUUGAAAAGAAGUUUAGGACUUUUGGUUGGGCGAAGUGUGCGGUCCUACUAUGCAUCCCGAGUGAUAUACAAUGCGCCCAAAUUGGUGCUGAAGGAUAAGAAUAGGCCUCUAAGAAUUGACCGGGAACUUCCAGAUCCUAACGAGGGUAAGUUGAAGCAAAGGCUGCAACUUGCAGGGUUUUCGGUAGCGAUUGUGGCGGCCUUGAUGGUUAUAUUCAACUAUGAAAAGACCGAAUCGCCUGUCGUAUCUAAUACUUUGUACCACCUGCGUAGAUCCCCGGCUACAGCACAACUUCUAGGUGAAAACAUCGAGUUUGAAGGUUUGGUUCCAUGGGUUCAUGGUGAACUGAAUCAGGUCGCGGGCAAAGUUAACAUUAGGUUUAAUAUCAAGGGAGAUAAGAAUGCAGGUGUAGUUAGACUAAUUGCUGAUAGAGAGACUCCUCUGGAUGAGUUCUUGAUUCACGAAUGGAGUCUGACUGUGAAUGGCAAUAAGAUUGACCUACUAUCAGAGGAAGGUGUCAAGACGUUAUGA